Girardinichthys multiradiatus is the source of this 1760-nucleotide messenger RNA. RefSeq names its product thioredoxin-related transmembrane protein 2b (gene tmx2b). Gene Ontology annotation, biological process: brain development. Lineage: Eukaryota; Metazoa; Chordata; Actinopteri; Cyprinodontiformes; Goodeidae. The transcript has 8 exons. Gene Ontology annotation, cellular component: membrane-bounded organelle. Gene Ontology annotation, molecular function: disulfide oxidoreductase activity. Bases 124 to 1047 code for a protein of 307 amino acids. The record is from RefSeq and is a predicted model, not a curated record.
GCAACUUCCGGCUGUCGAUACAUUCGCUAGCUAGCCCAGGGCUAACGGAACCAUUCAUAGAAAGCUACCUGUUUUUGAGUUUAUUUCUAGGGUCUGGGGGAUUCUUCCACGCAUUCUGUCAACAUGGCUUUACUUACGCCUUUAUUUGCUUUCCUGUACCACCUCCCGCAGGUCUAUAAGUGGCUGCUGAAGCCGUACUAUGUAGCUUCUCUCUUCAUGUCUGUAGCCUUCCUGACAGUCCGUAAAACGCCUGGAAUCUGCGACCAUCUGGCCUCACAGCGGGAGGACGGGAACUCCUGCGACUUUGACUGGAGAGAAGUGGAAAUCUUAAUGUUCCUCAGCGCCAUCGUCAUGAUGAAGAAUCGCAGAGCAAUAACUGUGGAGCAACAUGUGGGGAACAUCUUCCUCUUCAGCAAAGUGGCCAACGUAAUCCUGUUCUUCCGACUGGAUAUCAGGAUGGGCCUGCUCUACCUGACGCUCUGCCUAGUGUUUCUAAUGACCUGUAAACCCCCUCUCUACAUGGGACCAGAGUACAUCAAAUACUUCAGUGACAAAACCAUUGAUGAUGAGCUGAACAAGGACAGUCGUGUGACUUGGAUUGUUGAAUUUUUUGCCAACUGGUCUCCAGAGUGUCAGUCCUUCGCUUCAGUGUAUGCUGAUCUCUCUCUAAAGUAUAACUGUGCUGGCCUCAAGUUUGGGAAAGUUGACAUUGGACGUUAUGGAGAAGUUUCCAAAAAGUACAAAGUGUCAGCAUCUCCUCUGUCCAAGCAGCUUCCAUCCUUGGUGUUGUUUCAGGGGGGGAAGGAAGUAAUGCGUCGCCCCCAGGUGGACAAGAAAGGCAGAGCUGUAUCUUGGAGCUUCACUGAGGAAAACAUCAUCCGAGAAUUCAAUCUGAAUGAGCUUUACCAGAAGUCCAAAAAGUUCAGUAGGAGCAAAGCUGAGAAGCUGAGCCCAUCCCAGUUCCCACCGGUCCCUGAGGAGGAGGAGCCUGAGCAGUCAGGAGCUGAGGUCCAGGGGGAGGACUCUGAAUCCAAGAAAGACAAAUAGGAUGGUUAGCAUCACAAAGCUUGAACUUGUAGUAUGAGACCAAUCACCUGCCUCAUCUGCACUCUUAUCAGUGUUUGACCCGCUCUGUAGAUUUUAUAGGGCUGUGAUAACUACAUCCAAUUAAACAACAGAGGUUCCUGAACUAAUCAGUAAUACUAAUCAGUAAUGAACUUCAUAAGUCAGUGGCUUUAGCCACUACAUUACUCUUGACAUAAAGCAGACUUGCAUCAGUUAUCAGUGUUUUAGCAUGCUGACAUUCCCGCUUGGAGGCUGGGCUGGAGAAACUGUGUUGAAUCAGCUUUACUCUGUUUCUAUAGAACCCAUUGUGUCCCACAGAAGCAUUGGUUCACUGUGAGGACCAUGAGUCCAGGCAUGAUUUGAGACAUUAAUGCAGUCAGUGAUCUUUGGUUUUAAUGAUCUGCUUUUAGUAAUAAUCAAGUUAACAUAGAGCUUCUUUUAACAUUCCAGCCCUGAACUGUUGAACACAGUUUAGGGCUUUUGUUUUUGAAUGCACUGAGUUUGUUCCUUUUGUAUAAUGUUUCUAAAAGUAUUAUUUUUGAAGGUAGAUUUUACAUUUGUGUCAUGCUGAAUUUCUGUAGAACUUCCUUCACACCUGUAGUUAUUUAUAUUUGUGUAAAGUAUGUGCAGGAGUUGCUGCCUUAGAAAAGUUUGGCCUCAUUUGUUACACAACAAAUAAAACAAUAUGCACACAA